UCUGGCAAAAGGGUGGUAGUAAAGCGCGGGCGCCGGAGUUAAAAUUAUUUUUUCUUCAAUCGCCCAAGCGAAAACAUCACAAACGGCCGGCUCGGCGAGUUCUUCGCGUAACAAGCUCAGUGAUAGUGAUCAGUUUUGGUUUUGUUGAAGUAUAGAGGACAGUAAAAACAAUAGCAUCAUGAAUCCCACCCAUCCCAUGGAGGCGGAGGAGAAGUUCAUAAUUUCUGGCCCUCCAGAACCGGCUGAUUUCAUCGAAUCGAGCGGGUCCCUUGGCGAGUUUCUGUACAAGCGAUUGCUCAAGAAUGGCGAUACGACCGGAAUAAUUGAUGGAGUGUACUCAACAGAGUUGCAGUACUUGGAGCUUCUCGAGAAGGCCAUAAGGCUGGCAGAAAGCCUUCGAAGGCAUGCGAACCUGCAGUCGGGCGAUGUCAUGGGCGUUUGCAGCGAAAAUCGUUUGGAGUUUCCGGUGGUACUGUAUGCGGCCUUCUUUCUAGGCGCCGCCGUCGCUCCUAUUAAUUUAACAUACACUGAACGCGAGCUGAAUCAUGCCCUCAACUUAUCGAAGCCCAAGGUACUGUUCGUGUCGCCCUAUUCGGCAGAGCGGGUCAUCAAAGUAGCCGGAUCAAAUCGAAAUUUCAUCGAACGAGUUUUCCUCUUCGGAGACGAGAAUGCCUUCGGUACCAGCGUCACCCUCUACGAGCACUUCCUGGCCACCACGAGUACCAUCAAUCCGCACACGUUUGCUAUCCUUCCGACAAACGUGGACGAACACGUAGCCCUGAUCCUUUGCUCCUCCGGUACCACGGGUUUGCCGAAAGGGGUGCAGCUGACCCAGCGAAACGUGAUGGCAAGCGUUUCCUUGUUGUCCGAGCUGGAGGCAUCCUUCGAAGUACCGGUGGUGGUUCUCGGUGUCAUACCUUGGUUUCACGCGUUCGGUUGCCUAACACUAAUCAAUGUUCUGAGUAACAAGCUGAAGCUUGUUUCGUUGCCCAAAUUCGAAGAAGGUCUGUUUUUGAGUUGCAUCGAGAACUACCGCUGUUCGUUCGUGUUCGUUGUACCACCGCUGAUGGUAUUUCUGGCCAAACACCCGUUAGUGGACAGUUAUGAUCUUUCGUGCGUUAACACCCUGCUUUGUGGGGCUGCGCCGUUAAGCAGAGAAACCGAGGAGCUAGUCAAACGGCGCAUUGGAGUGAAACACGUCCUGCAAGGAUAUGGGAUGAGCGAAACGACACUCGCAAUGCUUGUGCAGACCGCCGAAUGCAAUAAGCCUGGAAGCGUAGGAAAGCUUCAGGUCGGUACGAGGGCAAAGGUGAUUGAUCUCGAAACAGGAAAACCACUAGGCCCCAAUCGUCCGGGCGAGCUGUGUUUUCAGGGGACGCAGAUUAUGAAGGGUUACAUCGGAAACGACAAGGCCACUCGCGAGACGAUCGAUCGGCAUGGCUGGUUGCAUACCGGCGACAUUGGCUACUAUGACGAGGAUUAUGAAUUUUUCAUCAUCGAUCGACUCAAAGAGUUGAUCAAGUACAAAGGCUACCAAGUGCCGCCGGCGGAAAUCGAGUCUAUUUUACUGACGAAUGUUAAAAUUAAGGACGCGGGAGUAGUAGGGCUGCCUGACGAAUUGGCCGGAGAAUUGCCGGUGGCAUUCGUUGUCAAGCAGCCGAAUGUUACUCUUACCGAAGAAGAAGUACGCCAGUAUGUCGCUGAGCGAACAUCUCCCGCAAAACGUCUGCACGGUGGAGUACGUUUUGUAGAAGAAAUUCCAAAGAAUGUGAGCGGCAAAAUUUUGCGCCGUGAACUCCGCGCUCUACUUAAGAAACCACUUGCUAAGCUUUAGAUCCUAGCUACUAGGUCCUCUAGCUACCACAAACCAAUCAACCCUGAUUCUUUUCUCAUUCCUCUGCUUAUAACUAACUCCACUGUGCACCUAGUGCUUUUAAUCUUUCGACAUGGGACCAUGGGACACUACGUAGAACCGGUGCUGGCAAUUUGUAUCGUGGGUGAGCUUUUGAAUGUUCAACAAAUGGUAAAAUACAUGGACACGGUACCUACAUUUUA
This is a messenger RNA of Anopheles aquasalis, 2055 nucleotides long. RefSeq lists its product as uncharacterized. The record is from RefSeq and is a predicted model, not a curated record. Gene Ontology annotation, molecular function: CoA-ligase activity. NCBI's taxonomy places the organism in Eukaryota, Metazoa, Arthropoda, Insecta, Diptera, Culicidae.